Ostreococcus tauri is the source of this 1494-nucleotide messenger RNA. RefSeq names its product IMP-specific 5-nucleotidase. The transcript has a single exon. Gene Ontology annotation, molecular function: magnesium ion binding. Lineage: Eukaryota; Viridiplantae; Chlorophyta; Mamiellophyceae; Mamiellales; Bathycoccaceae. The record is from RefSeq and is a predicted model, not a curated record. The coding region runs from base 1 to 1494 and encodes 497 amino acids. Gene Ontology annotation, biological process: nicotinic acid riboside biosynthetic process; nucleotide metabolic process; nicotinamide riboside biosynthetic process.
AUGGCGACGACGAUGACGGGGGCGAUGACGCCGCGCGCGCGAUGCUUGGGUGGGACGCGAGCGAUGCGUGGGACGAAUGCCCCGCGAGGGCGUCGCGCGGGACCACCGCGUGGGACGGGUGGGACGUCGACGACGCGGGAGAGCGACGACGCGUCUCGCGCGGGGACGAACGGUGCGGAAGGGGGGGCUUGGGAGGGCGCGGGGGGGUCGGUGACGAACGGGGGGCGUGCGAGCGGGGGCGGGGGGAAGAAGAGCGCGCGGGGGGGGGAGCCGGACGUCGGACGCGCGGCGAGGUACAUGCGAGAGUUGAUUAAGAAUCAGGUGAACGCGAAUCACUUGGCGCGCGCGGGGUCGGUGACGGAUUCGUCCGUGCUCCGACGGAAAGGGCGGUUGAAGGAGCAGGACGCGCUGAUCGAGUUCAUUGUGGACCUGCACAAGACGCACACGACGGAGGAGGUUUUUCAAAAGGUCGAGGCGUGGAUCGACGAGGUCCUGGAGGUGCCGAAAGAGAAGCGACGGUUCAGUAAACUGUCGCGAAUGGUUCCUCAGGUUGGGUUCUUUUUUCAUCGUUUGCCCUUGGUGAAGGCGCUGCGAGAGUACGACGAGUUCUCGCAGCUCUCCAAGCGGAGAUACGUCUUGCCAAACUUCGCCGAGGUUCGUCACAUCUUGAACAUCGCGCAAGUGCAUGCGUCGAGCAAGGACGUGCGACUGGUUACUUUCGAUGCGGACGGGACUCUUUACGCGGACGGCAUGCACUUCGAGGAUGAUAACAAGAUGAUUGAAAGAAUCAUGCAGUUUAUGGAACUGGGCGUCCACGUCGCUAUCGUCACCGCGGCGGGUUAUCCGGGCGAACCCUCCAAGUUUGAGGGUCGACUCAAGGGUUUGGUGGACGCUUUCGCGGCGCAGAAGUUGCCGAAGGAAGUGCGCGAAAAAUUCCACGUCAUGGGAGGCGAGUGUAACUAUCUCUUGCGAGUGAAUGACGAUUACCGUCUGGAAUUCGUUCCCUCGUCAGAGUGGCACACGGAGCACAUGUAUGACUGGAGAGAUAACGAAGACGUUCGACAGUUCUUGGAUCGCGCGGAAGAUUUCUUGACCUCUUACGCGAAGCACUUGGGUGUCCAAGUCGACGUCUUGCGCAAGGAGUACGCGGUCGGUGUCAUUCCCCAGAGCGAUACCAUUUACGAAAACUUGGAAGAAAUCGCCUUGGCGUGUCAAGCCGAGCUGAGCGACUCGAAGAUUCCUUUCUGCGCUUUCAACGGCGGGAACGACGUUUUCGUUGACGUCGGUAACAAGCAUAUCGGUUUGCAAGCGCUCAUGAAGUAUUUGAACGUCGCGGGCUCGCAAACUUUGCACGUCGGUGAUCGCUUCACCCUCACGGGUAACGACGCCAAGGUGCGAGAAGCCGCAUCCAUUCUUUGGGUCGCGAGUCCGGACGAGACGACGUUCUUCAUGCGCUUGCUUUACCGUGAUAUUCUCAACGCAAGAAUUCUGUGA